AAGGCCCGUGAUCCUCUGGCCAUCAACAGGAAGGCCACCAUUGUCCUGGAGCAUCUCAUGCAAGCUUCCGAUGUGUCUCACACAAUGCAGCACUGGGUUGUUUUCCGAAAGUGGAAUGAGCGCUUGUUCAAUGAGAUGUACCAGGCCUUUGUGGACGGCCGCAGUGACAGGGAUCCAUCCAAGGGUUGGUAUCAGGGAGAAUUGGGAUUCUUUGACUACUACAUCAUUCCUCUUGCGAAGAAGCUUGAGACAUGUGGAGUCUUUGGGGUUUCAAGCCAUGAGUAUUUGAGUUAUGCUCAGGCAAACAGAAGGGAGUGGGAGGCCAAGGGUGAACAGCUAGUGAAGGACUAUCUCUGGAGGUUUCACAACUCCAAGACGAAUGAAUGUGCUCAUGCAGAAUGUCAGGACAAGAAGGCAUAG
Molecule: messenger RNA, 420 nt
Organism: Seminavis robusta
Lineage: Eukaryota; Bacillariophyta; Bacillariophyceae; Naviculales; Naviculaceae
Source: the annotation of a GenBank genome assembly